Molecule: messenger RNA, 1663 nt
Organism: Tarenaya hassleriana
Lineage: Eukaryota; Viridiplantae; Streptophyta; Magnoliopsida; Brassicales; Cleomaceae
Product: UDP-glycosyltransferase 73C7
Molecular function (GO): UDP-glycosyltransferase activity
Source: RefSeq, a predicted model, not a curated record
UCAAGGAUCAAAAUUCGACAGGAAAAAAUAACAAAGACAUACAAUGACUUAUCCAACGAGGGACAACCUUUGUCCACUUCACUUUGUCAUCGUUCCCUUCAUGGCUCAAGGCCAUAUGAUCCCAUUGAUCGACGUAGCUCGGCUCUUGGCUCAACGAGGUGUGACCGUCACCAUUAUCACAACACCUUACAACAUAGCCAAGAUCAAGAACGUCAUCACACGUGCCGUCCAUUCCGGUUCACGCAUCAACAUCGUCCAAGUGGAUUUCCCAUCAGAAAAGGUCGGUUUGGGACAAGGCCUGGAGAGUAUUAACCAGUUGGAUUCCAUGACUGAGAUGGUUAAGUUCUUCAAUGGUGCUGAAUUGCUCGAAGGGCAAGUCGAGGAGGCCAUGAAGGAGAUGAACCCGAGGCCGAGCUGCUUAAUCGGUGACGUGAGUUUGCCUUUCACUGAAAAACUCGCCAAGAAGUUCGAGAUUCCAAAGCUUGUCUUCCAUGGAUUCUCCUCCUUCUGCCUUUUGUGUGUUCAUCUCGUUCGCAAGAGCGGGAUUUUGAGCAUUAUUGAAUCUGAAGAAGAGUAUUUUCGGGUGCCUGAUUUUCCCGGUACGAUUGAGUUCACGAAACCUCAAGCCUUAGUGCUCCAAAGCGUUCAAGGAGAUUUGAAGGAGCUGACUGAAAAGCUCAUAGAAGCGGAUAACUCGGCGUACGUGGUUAUUGUGAAUACAUUUGAAGAACUAGAGCUUGAUUACGUUAGAGAGUACAAGAAGGCAAAGGGUGGUAAAGUCUGGUGUGUCGGACCUGUUUCCUUGUGCAACAAGAUAGGGUUAGACAAAGUCGAAAGAGGAGACAAGGCGGUUAUCGAUCAAGAACCUGGUUCGGUACUCUAUGUUUGCCUCGGCAGUAUCUGCAGUCUUCCUCUAGCUCAGCUCAAGGAGCUCGGUCUAGGUCUUGAGGAAUCAAAACGACCCUUCAUCUGGGUCGUAAGAGAAUGGGGGAAAUACAACGAGCUAAACGAGUGGAUUUCGGAAAGCGGGUUCGAAGAAAGAAUCAAAGAAAGAGGGCUCGUGAUCAGAGGGUGGGCCCCCCAAGUGCUCGUCCUUUCGCACGGCUCGGUCGGAGGGUUCUUGACGCACUGUGGAUGGAACUCGACCCUAGAAGGGAUCACCGCGGGGAUUCCACUGCUUACAUGGCCUCUAUUUUCCGACUAAUUUUGCAAUGAGAAACUGAUAAUGCAAGUACUAAAGGCCGGGUUGAAGAUCGGAGUGGAGAAGCCUAUGAGAUGGGGGAAAGAAGAGGAGAUAGGAGUGAUGGUGGACAGAGAAAAUGUAAGAAAGGCGGUGGAUAACCUAAUGGGAGAUAAUGAAGAAGAAGAAGCUAAAGAGCUUGGAGAAUUAGCAAACAAGGCUUUGGAAGAAGGUGGUUCUUCGCAUUCCAACAUCACAUUGCUCAUUGAAAACAUCAUGGAGCAAGCACAAUCCAAAAAUUGAUAAAUAAAGGAGUUUAAUAUUAGCGUGGAUAACUGAACGGUACAAAUAUUAUUAAUUGAUGACAAUGAUGUGUUCUAAAAUAGAGUUUCAUUAAUAUAGUUGUUUGAAUAAACGUAAUGGGUUUUGUUGAAUCAUUUUCACUAAAAUAUUUUGUUGUGAACUAGGGUUUCCUUAUAUGGA